UAUGUAAGACUAAUAACAUCAUGGGCAAGACGGAGUGAGUGACACCUUCUCAUCGCUGUAUUCGAUCUCUCUACAUUUCUUUCCUCCAUCUCGAUUCAUCUAAAACCCUAAAUUUUCACAACAAAUCUACACGCAGAUUUCUACCUAGUUAGUUCCAACUGUGAAUUACUUUCUGAAAUUUCAAUCUCGACGGCAUCAAUUCUGUUACCACACCCAAUGCGAUGGUGGUCUGCAAAUGCCCCAAGGCAACCAAGUUACACUGUUUCGUACACAAGAUCCCUGUUUGUGGAGAAUGCAUAUGUUUCCCGGAGCACCAAAUAUGCACGGUUCGUACUUCAUUAGAAUGGGUCAUAGCUGGAGAGUAUGAUUGGCCUCCUAAAUGCUGCCACUGUCAUGCUGUGCUUAAAGAGGAGUCUGAUUCUCAAACUACUCGAUUGGGUUGCUUGCAUAUUAUACAUACGAAUUGCUUAGUCUCACAUGUUAAAAGUUUUCCGCCACACACUGCGCCAGCUGGAUAUGUGUGUCCUGACUGUAGCACUUCGGUAAGAUUUAUUUCAAGAAGUUAUAAACAGUGUCACAUCUAUAAUUGGUUUCUUUUGAUUAACACCUGUCAGGAUGUUGUAGUUCUCAGUCCUCAACAGUGUUUCAGAUUUCGAAUUAAGAUAUGGCCUCCAAAAAUUGUCAAAGAUUCAGGAUCCCAUCUUCAUUCAAAGCUGAAGGAGGCAAUUAUGCUGACUGGUCUCGAGAAGAACUUAUUCGGAAACCAUCCAGUUUCGUUGCCAGCAACAGAAUCCCGUGGUCCUCCUCCUCCUCUUGCCUCAGAUCCACUGAUGCAUGCAUCUGCAACUGGAGGGAGAGAGCCUAAUGCAAACUUGCCAUCUUCAGUAGCUAAAGAUUCUGAAGGUUACUCGGCUGCAGCUGGAACAGGGCCUACUAAUUCUUCAUUCACAGAUAUUGUGGAGAUAGAUGGUCCUAAAUCGGCAAGUCCAUCCCUGUCUAAUCAUCAACCUUCUCAAUCCCAACGUCCCUCGAGGCAAAAUAAGCUCAAUUGGUCCAGAGAAGAAGAUGAAGCAUUAUGCAAUGCAUGGAUGAUGAUUGGGAAAGAUCCAGUCAUGGGGUCAACGUAUUGGGAACGAAUCCAAAUUAAUUUUCAAAGCCAACCGGGGGGCACGACAGCAAGAAAUAGCAGUGGUUUGAUGAACCGUUUUUCCUACCUUCAUCCACUAGUAAACAAAUUUUGUGGAUGCUACAAAACCAUCCAAGACACUCCGAGCAGUCGCUUCAACGCUGAAGAUCUAAUCCAAACUGCUAAAGAACUGUAUAAAAAACAAGUAGGUGUCGAUUUUAAGUUGGAUCACUGUUGGUAUAUUCUUCGGAAUUCGGCAAAAUGGCAUAACCAUUGCAACGCCCAACAAGAGAAACAAAAGCCAAAUCAACAAACAAGGAAGAGAGACGUUGUUGAUCUCGAUAGUAAUGAGCUUGGAAAUUCCUCUGAAUCGGUUUCAACAACACCAGGUUCAUUUCAGAACAAUCCAUCUACUCCAUCAACUCCUGGAGUAUCAACUCCAGCUUCAGCAAACCUUGGUGAUGAUGACCCACCGGCCGGUGCUCAAGGUUCGCAUGACUUACCACGACCCCUUGGACAAAAAGCAGCGAAGAAGGGUAAAGAUUUUAAAGAACAAGACCGCAUGGUAAACGAAGUAGGACUCGAAGGAGAGCGAUGGAAAAUCCAAGCCAAAAUCGAAAUUAGCUUGGCGCAAGAACGUACUAAACAGCUGGAGAUAGAAUCAAGAGAGAGGAUGGCUAAAUAUGAGAAUGAAAGAGUUCAAAUGGAGUUUGAAAGAGAUAUGAUGCGUCAAGAUCCAAAUAAGGCUCCGACAAAAGAAGCAAAAGCAUGGAUCAUUGCACACCAAAAGGCGAUCUUGAAUAAAUUCAAUCAAGGAGGUGCUCAUAUGUAAUAUGUAAUAUAUAUAAAUUUUGGCGGGAAAAUUCCCGGGAAAUCUGACCACUCUCCAUAAUCUAACUGUUAGUUUCUUUGUAAAGCAACUACGUCUCUGGUAGUCUUCCAAGUAGGAGAAAGCGGGAAAUCUAACUGCUCUCUGUCACAGUGGAUUUAAUAUUUAUGGUCUUUGGAUACAUCAUUGGUAAGAGUCCAACAAAUUGCCAUUUGAUCUAUGUAGUAAUUUUCAAAUUUUUAUUUGUU
Messenger RNA from Cornus florida, 2203 nucleotides. Its product is annotated as glutathione S-transferase T2-like. Lineage: Eukaryota; Viridiplantae; Streptophyta; Magnoliopsida; Cornales; Cornaceae. The record is from RefSeq and is a predicted model, not a curated record. Bases 222 to 1958 code for a protein of 578 amino acids. Gene Ontology annotation, cellular component: Golgi apparatus. The transcript is spliced from 7 exons.